AUGUUACAGAGUGAAACAAGUGUAGUUGAAAGAGUAGACGGAAACAUCAAGGAGCCUGUUCAACCUUAUCUAAAGCAGAAAAAAAAGCGUAGCUUUAAAACAGACACAUCCUCAAUUGUAAUAAAGCACCAUAAUCCCAGUGAAAGGGAGAUUGAUUUAAGCACUGACAACCCAGUUGCAUUUCAAACAAGCACGCGAUUUGAUGAUGACUCCGCUGUUCUGCUUGCCUGUGAUUCACUCUCAAGCUCUCCCCGCAUUCAAGAAAACUGUAUCUUAGCCGCAAAAAUUGGACAACUAAAACCCAUUUUGUUAACGUCCUCAAGUGGUAAAAUUUACCCUUUUCUCACAGCUUCAAACAAUACAAGCGAUAUAUGGUCUGAUGAACCAACUGGAACUUGGAGUCUUCCUACAUUAGAAAAUUCAGUUACAGAAGGCUCAUCAACUUCAACAAAUGCAGACGAUUUAUUUAAACAUAUUGUUAGCACAAGUCAAAUCUACAGACACAUAGCCGAUGAAGAAUUUGUCGAACUCAGCGAACAAAUUGUCCAAGAAAUAAAUAAAGAUUGGGUAUUUUUUCCCCAACUGCGGUUUGCUACGUCGCAGAUUUUCGCUGGGUGUAGUUUGUUGAGUGGUUCAACAGCUUUACUGGUUAAUUGUGUCGAACCAUAUGGUCGAUUAAAGUCGGUUGAUGCUCACCAUGAGCGUCGUACUAGUUCUUCUAUUCACCAGUCUUCAUUUCCGAAAUCAAAAUCAAAAUAUGGACAGAUAGACCCGGAAGUAGAAACGUAUUCACAUGAACAUCAUAAUUAUGGUUAUACAAUUUUGCUGAUGACUGAAAUUCAGUUUUACAAACGUCGCAAAGGCGAGUCAUUGUCUUCUUUCAAUGAGAGAAAAAAAGGGAGAGAAAAAAAGUGGGAAAAAAAAAGUGGGAGUUGGAGAAAAAAAGUUGGAGAUAUUGCUGAAGGCGAGCGUCUCAUUGUCCCUAAAAGAGUAGAAGUAGCCCCAAGAAAUCCUUUAAUCGAGACACUCUUCAUAAAAUUGAACCAGUCAAAGAAUGAAGUAUCACUUGCGGAAGUUGAUAACGAAGAUGUUGAUGACACAUUAAUUAAAGACAAGUUGACAUGUGGUAAAUGCCAUAAGACAUUCAACUCGAGAUCAUCCCUGGUCAAGCACUUGAAGGUCAAACACCAUAUUGUAAUUGUUGGUGUCAAGCAUGGGCGUUCUGACCAAGGUGGAAGGCUUGCAUACUAUAUCCACCAGCAGCAAAAGAAGGCCGAUAGAAAUUCCGUUUUGAGAGUCGACGAUAAAAAACUUAAGAAGCAAAUAAGGAAACAAAUCAGUUAUGAGGCGGUAAAAGCCAAGAAGAGAGCUGAGUGGGCUAUGUUGGAGAGUAAGGACCUUCUUGAAAACCUUAAGGUUUUAUGGGAUACGUCUGAUGGUGUAUGGAGACCAUAUUUUGCCUAUGUACAAUAUAUUGAAGAUGUCUCUCCCAUUUACCAAUAUCUCAUCACCAAAUUAUGUUUGGAAGAUUCAUAUGUAUGAAAAUAUAGUGAGCCUAAAACAUAGGUAUUAAGUGAUCCAAAAAUACACUAUAUAGGAGCCUAAAAAAUAAGUAUUAAGUGAUCCACAAAUGAGCCUAAUAAAUGCGUAUAAAGUGAUCCAC
Messenger RNA from Mucor mucedo, 1663 nucleotides. RefSeq lists its product as uncharacterized. Lineage: Eukaryota; Fungi; Mucoromycota; Mucoromycetes; Mucorales; Mucoraceae. The transcript is spliced from 4 exons. The record is from RefSeq and is a predicted model, not a curated record. Bases 1 to 1542 code for a protein of 513 amino acids.